AUGCAGUGGGCAACCAUAAAACAGCAGCUUAUGAUUCAAAACAAGAAACCAAACUUAUCUGCGUUUGACAGUUGGUUAUUCAGUGUUGGAUUAACAGCCAGUACAAUAACAACUGAUCCCAUUUCUAACAAUCGAGAUAAAAAUCGUCAUACUAAAAGCAGCAGCUUCAAUAACAACAAAACAACUACAAGUAAGAGAGCAUUUAUCUACUCUCAUAGUGAUGAUAAAAAGUGCAUUGUAUGCAACAAUAAAAACUGCAGAGCUGUGAGUGACUGUCCAACAUAUCAGUCGUUGGAACGCAGUGAAAAAUGGAACGUGGUGAGAACCAAGAAGCUUUGCAAAUACUGUUUGGGUGUGCAUAUGGGAGAAUGCAGGAAAAAGAAAAAGUGCGGCGAGGAAGGCUGUGAGUACUAUCACCAUUCUUCCCUACAUCGAUAUACGUCACCUUCACCACCUGUUGGAAGCAAACAAACGUCAAAUCAAAAUAUGACAAACAGUUCAAAUGAAAGAGACGUGAUACAUAAUUCCCACAAUAAUAUGUUGACAAAUAUUUUGUUUAAAAUUGUGCCAAUUACUAUAUAUGGAAAUAAUAAAAGCAUCGAAACCUAUGCGUUUAUUGAUGAGGGUUCGUCGGUCAGCCUUAUGGAUAAUUCAAUUGCCAGUGAUCUAAAAAUUGAUGGUGUGGCUAGCCCCCUGUGUUUGAAAUGGACGGGAGGGAACAGCAAAACCCGUGUGUCUUUAAACGUAUGUACAGUGGAAUCAUUAAGUUUACCAGUGCAAUCUUUGAACUACAAAUUGUUAGCGCAGCGUUAUCGCCAUCUCCGAAAUUUGCCUGUUAAAAGUUAUGUGAACGCUGAGCCAAAACUACUUAUUGGAUUAAAUCAUCUUAAUUUGGGUAUUUCCAACAAGAUUCGUGAAGGUGCCUCCAAUGAGCCUGUUGCUGUCCGAACGAAACUGGGAUGGCUCAUAUACGGCACAACAUCCGAACCAGAUCAUACAAGUAAGCCAUUUAAUUUUCAAGUAUGUAAUUGUACAGCUAGCGAUGAAAAAUUAGAUGAGUUAGUAAGAAGUUUUUACACACUCGAGAGCAUUGGGAUAUGUACAAAAGACCCUCUUAAAUCUGAAGAUGAGAGUCGAGCAUUAAACUUAUUAAGCAAAUACAUGAAGCAAAAGGCAAGUGGUAAUUAUGAGGUUCCAUUAUUAUGGAAGUUUGAUUGUGUCGAACUGCCAAACAGUUUUGAUAUGGCUAUAAAGCGGUUAACUUGCCUCGAAGGGAAGUUAAAACGAAACUUUGAUCUCUUAAACAUUUUUCGAGAUACAAUUUCUAAAUACCUAUCUAAAGGCUACAUACGUAGACUUGAUGAAAAAGACAUCAGGCGCAACGACGGAAAAGUUUGGUAUUUACCAAUUUUUGCCGUCUUUAAUAAGAAUAAGCCUGGUAAAUCGCGUGUGGUGUGGGACGCGGCUGCCAGGGUUGGUGAAUUUUCGUUGAACUCGUUUCUGCUUAAGGGGCCUGAUAUGUUGACAUCAUUGCCAUCAAUUCUUUUUAAAUUUCGGCAAAAGAAAGUGGCAGUAUGUGGAGACAUCGAAGAGAUGUUUCAUCAAAUUCACAUCAGAGCAGAAGAUCGUGAUGUGCAACGGUUUCUUUGGAGGGAUUGUAACCAGGAGAGAGCGCCAGAUGUGUACAUAAUGGACGUCAUGAUAUUUGGUGCCACAUGCGCUCCCAGCAUAUCGCAGUAUGUGAAGAAUUACAAUGCUGACAAAUUUCUGGAAGAGUUUCCCCUUGCUGCAAAGGCAAUCAAACAAAAUCAUUAUGUGGAUGAUUUGCUAUGUUCUAUUGAUACGGCUGAGGAGGCAAUAAAAUUGGUUAAAGAUGUGUGCUUUGUACAUCGCCAAGCUGGUUUCAAUAUAAGAAACUGGGUGUCCAAUAGCAGGGAGGUUAGGAAUGCAUUUGCAUCUACUCUUUCGGAGAAAGUUAAAUGCAUAAAUUUUAAAGCCGAAAACAGUGUUGAGAAAGUACUGGGCGUUUUUUGGGAGCAUGAUGAGGAUGUUAUAACAUUUAAAAUAGCAUCAUGGCUUCUGGAGGGUGAAUUAUUGUCAACCAAAAAAGCUCCAACUAAGCGAGAAAUGCUUAGACUAGUAAUGUCCAUUUACGACCCCCUGGGACUAAUUGGACACAUAGUUAUGUUCGUGAAGGUUCUCAUGCAAGAAGUUUGGAGGUCCAAAUCGGGGUGGGAUGAACCAAUCCAUCACGAAUUGGCGGCAAAAUGGAGUCACUGGUUACGAAUUUUGCCAGACAUCGAAAACCUCAAAAUAGAAAGAUGCUAUCUAAAAACUUUUCAUAAUUAUGAAGGCGUUAAUGUCCAGCUGCAUACCUUUGUGGAUGCCAGCAAGGACGGUUAUGCUGCUGUAUGUUAUUUAAGACUGAAGAAAAAUGCCGAUGUGGUUUGUUCGUUAGUGACUGCCAAAACCAGAGUUGCCCCAAUUAAAAUAACGUCAGUGCCUAGGCUUGAACUUAUGGCAGCUUUAAUAGGAGCGCGUCUAGCGAAGUUUGUGCUGGAUAAUCACGAAAUUGGAAUUUCUAAAAAAUAUUUUUGGAGCGAUUCGAAGACAGUUUUGAGUUGGAUCAACUCUGACCAUCGCAAAUAUAACCAGUUUGUUGCAUUUCGGGUUACGGAAAUCCUGGAACUCUCAUCAAUCAGCGAUUGGAAUUGGGUUCCAAGUAGAGAGAAUGUGGCCGAUGAUGCCACAAAAUGGUCGAAAAUUCCAAAUUUUUCCGAUUCUAGUAGGUGGUUCCAUGGACCAGCUUUUUUGUUCCAACCUGAAGAAAUGUGGCCCCAAAAGACGGGUUUUAGUGGUAAUACAGAGGAGGAACGAAUACAUACCUCGUACCCAAUAAAUAAAUACGAGCCCAUUUUAAAUGAGCUGCGAUUUUCGAAAUGGAAUCGGCUGGUGAGAGCUAUUGCUUAUGUGGUCAAAUUUAUUACUAUUUGUCGAAAAAAUGAGCCCAGAUGCCAAGGAUUAACACUGGAUUAUUUAAAGAGAGCGGAGCAUAUAAUAUAUAAACAGGUGCAAUCUGUGACUUACUCAGCUGAAAUUGCUGCCCUGAAUACAAAGUCUCCUGUGCCAAAAUCCAGCGAAAUUUUUUCAAAAACACCCUAUUUGGAGGAAGGGCUUUUACGAGUUGAUGGCAGAAUAGAUUUGGCAAAUGUUACAUUUGACCAAAAGCGUCCAAUAAUAUUGCCCAGAAAACAUUAUGUUACCAAAUUAAUAAUUCUUCAUUAUCACGAAAAAUUUCAUCAUAUGCAUCAUGAAACAGUUGUGAAUGAGCUGAGGCAAAAGUAUGCCAUCUCGAAACUUCGCACCACUGUAAAGACUAUUUUUCGUUCCUGUCAAUUCUGUAAAAUCACCAAGGUGGUGCCUAACCCCCCUCAGAUGGCAAAGUUACCUCGAGCUCGUGUAGCUGCUUAUGCAUCUCCAUUCUCUUAUACUGGAGUAGACUUCUUUGGGCCCAUAUUGAUCAGUGUGAAUCGCCACAAAGAGAAACGAUAUGGCUGUUUGUUUACGUGCCUCACUAUAAGGGCCGUUCAUAUUGAGAUUGCACAUUCUCUUAUGGGAGGCGCCUGGGAGCGUUUAGUUCGCUCAAUCAAAAUGGUUUUGUAUAAGAUCAUGCCCUCAAGGCACCCUACUGAUGAGCUACUUUUGAGCAUGUUAAUCGAGGUGGAAAAUGUGAUAAAUUCGAGGCCGCUCGCAUAUGUUCCAAUUGAAGAACAUAUGGCAGAAGCUUUAACCCCGAAUCAUUUUCUUGUGGGAAGCUCCAAUGGGCUAAAACCCUUAACUACAGUUUACGACAGUGGAACCUUAUUGAGACAGAGCUGGCUUAUUUCUCAACAAUAUGGCAACAUAUUUUGGAAGAAGUGGCUGGCCGAAUAUUUACCAUCGCUUACUUGUAGGACAAAAUGGCACGAGAAAUCAAAGGCAUUAUGUCAGGGGGAUUUAGUUAUCAUUGUAGACCCUUCUUUACCUAGAAAUGUCUGGCUGCGAGGCAAAGUACUUGAAACGAGGUUGGCACCAGAUGGUCAGGUCCGCAGCGCAAAAAUAUUGACAUGUCGAGGCGUAAUGGAGAGACCUGCAACGAAGCUGGCAAUUUUGGAUGUUGCUGCUCAAACUAAGUCUGACGUAGAAGAAGCUUCUUGUCAUACUCCGGGGGGAAUGUUGACGCCAAUCUCAAAAAUGCCUUAA
This is a messenger RNA of Stomoxys calcitrans (stable fly), 4242 nucleotides long. RefSeq lists its product as uncharacterized. Bases 1 to 4242 code for a protein of 1413 amino acids. The record is from RefSeq and is a predicted model, not a curated record. NCBI's taxonomy places the organism in Eukaryota, Metazoa, Arthropoda, Insecta, Diptera, Muscidae. The transcript has 2 exons.